Molecule: messenger RNA, 1667 nt
Organism: Triticum aestivum (bread wheat)
Lineage: Eukaryota; Viridiplantae; Streptophyta; Magnoliopsida; Poales; Poaceae
Exons: 2
Coding region: 457-1179 (240 amino acids)
Source: RefSeq, a predicted model, not a curated record
AGGAAGUAUCACUAUAUAUAUAUAUAGAGAGAGAGAGAGAGAGAGAGAUAAGUUGCUUUCCUGACAGUACUAAGCUUGAAGUUGAAUAUUUUUCUCUGAAGGAGUGGCUUCAUUUACAACGGAGGAUGCAAGUCCUUUUAUAGGACAAAGAACCGACUAUAGGCUGCACAUUACGUGCACUACAAACUAGUAAUAGUGUGUGAACAUGGACUUCUAAGUCCAGCCACACUGCUAUCCUAUCCUCUCCUUACAGGCUCAAUAAAUGCCUGCCAUCUUAUCCUGCCAAGUGCAGGUUAUCCUUGACCCUUGUGGUUGCUUGGAGAAGAGUUUCCCUGGAGACUGGGUUGAAAACAACAUCUCUUGCACUUGGAGGAGUAUUCUCAAAGGUCGCGGUCUUAUCAAAUAAGGCUUGGUAUGGCGUAUAGAUGGCCAAAACAUUAAUAUCUGGGAAGAUCCAUGGUACCAAGAGGGAUUACUAGAAGACCUAGUAGUACAGUUAGAGGCCAAAUUUUACUUCAGAAGGUCUGUGAUCUGAUCGACCCUAUUUCUGGACAGUGGGACCAAGAUCUUGUUCAACAAGUAUUCAAUGCUGAUGUUGUCCCUCAUAUUCUGAGUAUUCCAAAUAAGGAGGGAUUUGAUGAUCUUCCAGCUUGGCAUCUCGAUCCGAAAGGUCAAACAUCAACUUCCACUGUAGCAGUUCUGACAACAAGCACUGCAAAGGUUUGGACCAAGCUUUGGAGGUUGAAAAUGCCUAGGAAAAUCAUCAUGUUCCUUUGGAGAUUGAGUCACGACACCCUUCCUGUCCGGUUAAAUCUUAAAGCUCGUCGUGGAAUUGACCUGGAUACCAUUUGCCCGAUGUGCAAACGCCUCGACGAGGAUGGCGGCCAUGCCUUCCUCAAAUGUAAAUUUGCGAAGGCCGUUUGGCGUGAAGCUAACCAGGAGCAUGUAAGGGGAUUGCUGCUCAGUUGCGCUGAUGCAAAACAAUCAGUCGAAGUUCUGCUAUGCUUGGAGAAUGUGACAUCCAUGUUCUGCAUUUGUUUGAUGUGGAAUUUGUGGAAGCUAGAAAUGCUGUUAAUAAUGGUGAUAGGUGCCCUUCAGCAGCGGCGAUCGUAUCCUGUAGUGCUGUACAGGUUACAGAAUUUUCUGAACACCUUCGUAUACCUUCAUGUUCAGUUGUAGCGCCUACUGAGCGCUGGUCUAAGCCUCCUGAUGAUUUCCUAAAGAUGAACAUUGAUGGCUCGUUCCUAAAAGAUAACAGUACAGGAGGUUGGGGCUUUUGUGUAUCGGUGCUGGUAUGGGCCACAUCUUGUCUGAAGGCGAUUGAGUUUGCGGCUGAAGUUGGGUUUGGGCGUAUCAUCAUUGAAACAGACUCGACUGUGCUCGCUUGGGCUCUUCUUUCCAAUGAAUUGGAUACUGCUUGUAACGGAGUUUUCUUUCGGGAGGCAAAAUUUCUUCUUUUUACUAGCUUUAUCGAGUUUAAGGUGCUUGUGUGUAAGCAUGGCUGUAACUCAGUGGCGCAUGUCCUGGCUACCCCAUGGUGCCCAUAUGUCCCAGGGAGGUACCAUGUAUUGGCAUGAUACUGUUCCUGACGUUGUAUCUUCUCUGGUGGCUAGCGAUCUAGCUGCUUCUGUAUGUUAGUAAUAAAGCCAGGUUACUGUUUAAAAAAA